AUGUAUUUUAUUUUGAAAGUAAAAUCCGGAAGUCCCGUGCCUGGCCGCGUCCGGCUUGUCGCAGGUGCCCCCCGGCUCAGACACCGCUCCGCGCUUCGCAGAACAGCCGGACUUGGACGCUGGAACCGCGGGGAUGGACCCGUCAAGAGCCGCCCAAGAGUUACAACAUUUCCUGAAAAAAUGUGUCUUUCAAAGGUGAGGACUCUCUGAAGGGGCUUCAGUCACGGCGCCAAGUUUCAGAAGUGUUCUGGUGCAGGCCAGUGCGUGCCGCCCGCCCGCCCGGGACCGACCGUCUCGGGACUCCAGCGCCCAGCGGCCGGGUGUGCAGGAUGAGCCGCGGGGAGGAGCAGCAGCGCCACUCGGGCAUCACGGUGAGGUUUGCGCCGACGGAGUGACCAGCAGUUCCCCACCAUGGAGGAGAAGUUCAGCAGACUCAUCCUCAUCCCCAUCGCCGCGGUGCUCUUCCUCAUGAUCGGAUACCAGUACGUGUGCCCGGCGGGCGGCAACACCUGCUACUUCCGAAGCGACCAGAGGGGGCUGUUCCAGGCGGACCCGUCCGCCUUUGAGCUACUUUCCACGGAGCCGGAGCCCGACGAGGACCUCCCGACCAAAAUCACCUCCAAAUUCAACUUCACGGAGCGGGACUUGGACCGGCGGGUCAGCUUCGACAUCCGCGGGGACGACGUGAUGGUGUUCCUGCACAUCCAGAAGACCGGCGGCACCACCUUCGGCCGGCACCUGGUCAAAAACAUCCAGCUGGAGCAGCCCUGCGACUGCAUGCCCGGCCAGAGGAAGUGCACCUGCCACCGGCCCGGCAAAGCCGAGUCGUGGCUCUUCUCCCGGUUCUCCACGGGCUGGAGCUGCGGCUUGCACGCGGACUGGACCGAACUCACGAACUGCGUGCCCGGGGUGAUGAACAAGCGGGACAAGAAGAACGCGCAAAAAAACAAAAGGAACUUUUACUACAUCACGAUGCUACGUGACCCCGUGUCACGCUACCUCAGCGAGUGGAAGCACGUUCAGCGCGGCGCCACAUGGAAAACUGCCCUCCACAUGUGCGACGGCCGCCCGCCCACUCAAGACGAGCUCCCCGCCUGCUACAGCGGCGAGGACUGGACGGGCGUGUCGCUGACGGACUUCAUGAACUGCCCCUACAACCUGGCCAACAACCGGCAGGUGCGCAUGCUGGCCGACCUCAGCCUGGUAGGCUGCUACAACAUGUCCUCCAUGAGCGAGCUGGAGCGAGGCCGCGUGCUGCUCGCCAGCGCCAAGGUCAACCUGCGCAACAUGGCCUUCUACGGCCUGACGGAGUUCCAGCGCAAGACGCAGUACCUGUUCGAGAGCACCUUCGGCCUGCACUUCAUCCGGGCGUUCACCCAGAUCAACAGCACGCGCGCCGCCAGCGUGGGGAUCAGCGAGAAGGUGCGGUGGCGCAUCGAGGGGCUGAACGCCCUCGACAUGGAGCUGUACGAGUACGCCAAGGAGCUGUUCCUGCGCCGCUACCAGUUCAACCGACAGAGGCAGCAUCAGGAGGAGCGCAUCCGGAGGCGGCAGGAGCGGCAGCGCAUGCACAGGACCUACCUGGGUCAGCUGUGGAGACUGGGAGGAGGCGGAGACAUCGAGGAGGAGGAGGAGGUGAAAGUGCCGGAGGAGGUAGCCACCACAGAGGACUACAGCAGCCAGGUGGUGCGGUGGUAGGCCGCCGCCGCCGCCGCACAGACGGUCAGCCGACUGAUUCAUUGCGCUUCGCUCUCCUCCCUCCAUUAACUCGUCUCUCCUCUGCCGUGACUUUGCGGGAGCGCCGGCCCCCGUGGCGCCUCGCUGGACUGCCGAACGGUGUCUUAAUAUUUAUGAUGGAUGUAUUUGUCACAGCGACAUUUUUGUAUGUACGUUCUUUUCUAUGUCCUCCUUUGGCACUGCGGUGGUGAAAUAAUUUAUUCGUCCAUUAGUGAGUGCUUUGAAUGUCCUCGGAGAAAAAAGAAAAACGCUGCUUAAGUUCUGCUAAAAAAACAACAAAAAAACUCGUUUGUGAGCAUCUUCCACCGGAGGGUGUUUGUGUUGAUCGGUGGAUUCUCGUGGUGACUUUGUGGUGUUUGGCUUCACAAGAGUAUCAAAGCACAAACUUGGCAAACUGCAGUGUGUUUCUCCUCUCCCUCUUGACUGAUUAAGCUGCAACGCACAGAAGCAGGCCGAGCAAUUUCUCGCAGGAAAUGUGUUGAAUAAAAAUAUAUGCAGCAUCCAGUCAA
Oryzias melastigma (Indian medaka) is the source of this 2246-nucleotide messenger RNA. Its product is annotated as heparan-sulfate 6-O-sulfotransferase 3-B. Gene Ontology annotation, molecular function: heparan sulfate 6-sulfotransferase activity. The record is from RefSeq and is a predicted model, not a curated record. Lineage: Eukaryota; Metazoa; Chordata; Actinopteri; Beloniformes; Adrianichthyidae. The coding region runs from base 412 to 1698 and encodes 428 amino acids. Gene Ontology annotation, cellular component: membrane. The transcript is spliced from 2 exons.